Messenger RNA from Soboliphyme baturini, 1782 nucleotides. The record is from the annotation of a GenBank genome assembly. Lineage: Eukaryota; Metazoa; Nematoda; Enoplea; Dioctophymatida; Soboliphymatidae.
AUGAACGGGAAUGAGCGCUGUUUUGUCCGGCAUCGGUCCACCGUUUCUGAAUCGGUUGAUGUCGACAGUAAUUUCAUCAAGGACAGGCUGUGUUGUGACGACCUGCCUCGACAUGCGGCUGCUGACGAGAACGGCAGAGGGGUUUUGCGUAGCAACUUUUUCGGCUUCUUUUGGGCAGAACUGACCAGAGGCUACGCUCUGGAGAACGACGAAGCGCGCUUUUCUGAAAAACGCAGGAAGGUGUAUGCGUUCAUUAAGAUCCCAAAAGAAUUGGAGAAGUUUCUUUUUUAUGGCUUUUUGCAAUGCACCGAUGCGUUUCUGUACAUAUUCACAUUUCUGCCAUUGCGCUUCUUCAUGGCAUUGAUGCACCUGAUAUGGGCGGUGGUAUGCCGAAAGAGUACCAGCAGCCUGUCGCCGUCUGAGACUUGCGAUCUGGUGCGGGUUCUGAUCCUCACCGUCGUGUCAUUGUUAAUGUCAUUCAUUGAUGUGUCUGUCGUCUACCACCUGGUACGGGGUCAGGCGGUAAUUAAGCUAUACAUCUUCUUCAAUAUGCUCGAGGUGGCCGACAAGCUGUUUAGUAGCUUCGGUCAGGACAUUCUAGAUACGUUGUUUUGGACGGCUACCGAGACAGACGUGUCGCAAGAUAGAGGCAGCGGCCGCAUGCGGGACCACCGCUACUUCGGCACCGUGCCUCAUCUUCUGCUGGCGAUCGUCUACGUGUUUCUGCACUCGUUGCUGGUGUUGUUGCAGGCGACUACUUUAAAUGUUGCGUUCAAUUCGCACAACAAAGCACUGCUGACCAUCAUGAUCUCGAACAAUUUCGUCGAACUGAAAGGCAGUGUGUUCAAACGGUUCGCCAAGAAUAAUCUCUUUCAAAUGGCAUGUUCAGAUGUCCGUGAGCGCUUCCACUACUUCGUACUACUGCAGGUAGUUGUGCUACGUAACAUGAGCGCUGUCAGCUGGCGAGCUGAGCACUUUUGUGCCCUGUUGCCUGACAUCGUGUUGAUGUUGUUCGGCGAGGUGUUCGUCGACUGGCUGAAACACGCGUUCAUCACCAAGUUCAACGAGAUCCCGUUCGACAUCUACCGCGACUUCUCGAUCACGCUCGCAUGCGACGUGGUCACCAGCCGCCAGAAGAACGCCUUCUCUGACCACUUCGAUCAGGUGUCUCGGCGUAUGGGGUUCAUUCCGCUUCCUUUGAGUGUUUUAUACAUCCGCAUUUUGUGCCAGACCGUCAAGUGGACCAGCCGAUUGCGCUGUUUGAUUCUAGUGCUGUUGUUCGCCAAUUUGGUGCUGUUGAAAUUGCUGAACAGCAUCGUGCUUCUCGGGAAGGCCGUGCAAUGCGUCGAUGCGUAUCAGCAGGCGCAGGAGCAGGCGAAGAAGAAGCCGACGAAUCUGCUCAAGUGCAGAAGUCUGUCCACCGCAUCGCACUUGAAUUUGAUCGAGUUCUCGGACGUUUUGCAACAGACGCAUUCGGACGCGGUCCGUUUCGCUGCCUUCGACGGUCGUCUGUUUGUAAAGGAAUACUCCUUCAAUGCCACUUGCGAGCAGCGUGAUGUUAAGCCUACCGAUUUGCCCCCUUUGCUGUCGCAGAGGCGUGCCCAAAGCUUGAUGACGUUGCCAUGCGACAGCAACAGCGCCAAAGAGUUGAACGAACAGGUGAAAACUGAGGUUGAAAGUGGUUCCGAGGAGAAGCUCAGUCAGUCGGUGAUCAACGAGUACGAAUCCCUGAAGGACGUCGAUCGCUAUACUUUGUGCAAUAACGACCGCAUCGAAUCCUGA